Choloepus didactylus (southern two-toed sloth) is the source of this 345-nucleotide messenger RNA. It is a transcript of the gene PATE1, whose product is annotated as prostate and testis expressed 1. The transcript has 4 exons. NCBI's taxonomy places the organism in Eukaryota, Metazoa, Chordata, Mammalia, Pilosa, Megalonychidae. Bases 1 to 345 code for a protein of 114 amino acids. The record is from RefSeq and is a predicted model, not a curated record.
AUGGACAAGCUCCUCCUGCUGGGCCUACCCACCCUGCUCUGCUACUUUAAAGCACUAUCUGGGUCACUUCCAGAAAAUGAUCACCUGGCAUGGGAAAUUGUUCAGUGUAGGAUGUGCCACCUCCAGUUUCCAGGAGAACAUUGUUCCAAAGGAAGAGGAAUAUGCAUUGCAACGACAGACGAGGCCUGUGCAGUUGGGAGGAUUUACAAAAAUGAUGGAACUCCCUGGUUAACCUUCAUGGACUGCAUUAAGAACUGUGCCGACGUCGACAAUAUAAGCUGGAGUAUCUAUCGGGUGAACUACAGGUGCUGCAGGAGCCAUGACUUGUGCAAUGAAAAGCUCUAG